AUGUCCACCUUCACCGCCCUAAAUGGGGCCUCCCCAAAGACGACGGAUCCGCCACAUCCAAAGGCUACGGCUGAAAAUCAAGCCGCCGUUGACGACCAGCCUCUGGGCUCAGCCCUACUUCAGUAUCAGAAGCCAACCGAUGUCCCCACGAACCAAAGGGGCUCCUGGCGAGUGCAAGACCGCCCGUCAUUCCACCCGGCCAACUAUUCCGACGCCGAGCAGUCGCACAAGCGGAAACGCUCAGAUUCGUUGGAACCAAGGCAUCAAGACGCCCCUCGAGAGCCAACGCCAGACACGGCCCCUGCCACAUCCCACGCCGAGGCCCGCGGCUCCCACGCGCCGACCCAACAAGCACAUCGCCAGGGAAGCGACGAGCUGCGAGACAGGGACGCCUCUCCGUGGAGUUCCCAACAAGGCCGAGACGAGAGAGAUACUUAUGAAGCUCGGCAGAGAUCCGCCACCCCGACCCAGGGUCACAUGGACGAGCAGGCAGGGGAUGCGCUACGCAGAGCCGCCGGCCACAUGGACCACAGCGACUACAGUCAGACGAGCCCCGAUGCCGAGGACAGGUCCAUGGGCCUCUACGGCAGCCCCUAUGCUGCAGACCACAGGCAGGACUCGAUGCCCCAUCAUGACCCCAAGAAGCGAAAGCGCAACUUUAGCAAUCGAACAAAGACUGGUUGUCUGACCUGCCGCAAGCGCAAGAAGAAGUGCGACGAACACAAGCCCGAGUGCAGCAACUGCAUUCGCGGCGGAUUCGUAUGUGCAGGCUACCCACCGCAGAGGGGCCCCGGCUGGCAGAAGCCCGACAACAAGGCCGCGACCGUUCCCCUCGAGUCCAAGGACCCCAGCUACGUGCCCCCUGGCGCCUAUGGUAUGCCGCAACACGGGGCCGCCUAUGGGGCCCAGCCCGUCAAGCGUGAGCCCCUGCCGCACUAUCGAGGCCAGGCUCUCCGGAUAGACCCGCCCCAGGGCCGCCCGCUGGCCGCCUGCGACGACGACCGCCCAACUGCAUCGACACUGCCCAGCGCGUCUGCUGUUAGUCCCGAGAGCAAGCUCUCCGCCAUCGCCUACGCACCCGGUAACGCCUUUCCCACGCCCGUCAGCGCAAACACGCAGCCCCCGUCAUUCGGAGAAAGGAUGAACAAGGACUAUCCACGCGUGCCCCCGUUGCACGACCUGGGCAGGGGGGAGCCCGAAACGCCCCAUCCGUCCAACUCUCUGCCCCAGAUCAACAUUCUUCACCCCACGCGCGUGAGCAGCCCGACCGCGCACCCGCAACCCACCUCCUCGAGCGCCCAGGUCGCCGCGCAGCUCGCCCUGUCCCAUCCGCAGUAUCCGCAGAGGAGGACGCAGAAGGAGGAGAUGCUCUCGGGACGCCACUACUAUCCCUUUGACAAGGAACUGUGCCUGGAGCGCGAGCGCUGCGCCGUUGCCUGCUGGAGGUUCAACAACCUCACGACGCCGCCCACCCACGGCGUGUCGCCCGACGAACGAUCCCGCCUCUUCCUCGAGAUACUGCAGCCUCGCGACCCCGUCCGCGUCUCGCCCUCGGAGGCAUCCCCCGUCACCAACGUGGGACGCGUCGGCCGCCACGUCGCCGUCGAGACACCCUUUACCUGCGACUAUGGCUACAACAUCUCCAUCGGCCACCACGUCGUCAUUGGCCGACACUGCACCAUCAACGACGUCUGCGAGGUCAAGAUUGGCGACAACUGCGUCAUCGGCCCCAACGUCAGCCUGUUCACGGCGACCUUGCCCAUCGACCCCAAGAAGCGCCAAGGCGGACAGGGACCGCAGCUCGGGAGAGGCAUCAUCAUUGAGCAGGACUGCUGGAUCGGGGGAGGAGCCACCAUCUUGCCCGGUCGCACAAUCGGCAAGGGGAGCACGGUUGGCGCCGGGUCUAUUGUGACCAAGGAUGUCCCCCCUUUUACGGUCGUGGCAGGUAACCCUGCACGCGUUUUGCGCGGCAUUGGCAUUGCGCCGUAA
Messenger RNA from Hirsutella rhossiliensis, 1989 nucleotides. RefSeq names its product bacterial transferase hexapeptide (six repeats) domain-containing protein. The record is from RefSeq and is a predicted model, not a curated record. Lineage: Eukaryota; Fungi; Ascomycota; Sordariomycetes; Hypocreales; Ophiocordycipitaceae. Gene Ontology annotation, molecular function: DNA-binding transcription factor activity, RNA polymerase II-specific; acetyltransferase activity; zinc ion binding. Gene Ontology annotation, biological process: regulation of DNA-templated transcription. The transcript is spliced from 3 exons. The coding region runs from base 1 to 1989 and encodes 662 amino acids.